Cylas formicarius (sweet potato weevil) is the source of this 2166-nucleotide messenger RNA. RefSeq names its product Krueppel homolog 1-like (gene Kr-h1). The record is from RefSeq and is a predicted model, not a curated record. The coding region runs from base 192 to 1628 and encodes 478 amino acids. Gene Ontology annotation, biological process: regulation of transcription by RNA polymerase II. The transcript has 2 exons. Gene Ontology annotation, molecular function: RNA polymerase II cis-regulatory region sequence-specific DNA binding; DNA-binding transcription factor activity, RNA polymerase II-specific. NCBI's taxonomy places the organism in Eukaryota, Metazoa, Arthropoda, Insecta, Coleoptera, Brentidae.
UAUAAACAUUUUUAGUCAGAUUUUGGAUCAUUGAAUGUGUGGUUGCAUUUCGAAAUUGUUUGUCCUUUUUGUAUCCCGCUCGUUUAGGAGAAAAGUUGGAACAGUAGUGUGUCUACCGACAUUUUGAGGAUUGGUGGCAUGUUUACCCUAUUACAACACCAUCAAAAACGCUAAUACAACCCCGUUGGCCGAUGCCGGAGAUGGUAGGAUUCUACGGCCGACCGUCUAUACCAUUGUUGCCCGUCGUUCACCCCUCAUCGGAGGAUCUCGCGGUCAAAAAAUUGGUUUGCAGUCCCGACCUGCCGAUCCCCGCAUUUUCUGGUGACACCCAAGAAAAGACGACCGAGUCAGUCCGCUGUCCCGUCUGUCAGAAAAUGUACACGUCGAAGAGCGCUUUCCAGGCGCACCAACGCACCCACUCGAAGGACUCUGAGGACCCGUACAGGUGCAACAUUUGCGCGAAGACGUUCGCAGUGCCUGCGAGGUUGACCCGCCAUUACAGGACGCACACCGGCGAGAAACCGUUCCGGUGCGAGUUUUGCAACAAGAGCUUCAGCGUGAAGGAAAACCUGAGCGUGCACCGCAGGAUCCACACCAAGGAGCGUCCAUACAAGUGCGAGGUGUGCUCGAGGGCGUUCGAGCACUCCGGAAAGCUCCACCGACACAUGCGGAUACACACCGGGGAAAGACCGCACAAGUGCAACGUGUGCUCCAAGACGUUCAUACAGAGCGGGCAGCUGGUGAUCCACAUGAGGACACACACCGGCGAGAAACCCUACGUGUGCAACGUGUGCCAGAAGGGUUUCACGUGCAGCAAACAACUGAAGGUGCACUCGAGGACGCACACCGGCGAGAAGCCGUACUCGUGCGAGAUAUGCGGCAAGUCGUUCGGUUACAACCACGUGCUGAAGCUGCACCAGGUCGCCCACUUCGGCGAGAAGGUCUACAAGUGCACCAUCUGCAACGCGACGUUCAACUCGAAGAAGAGCAUGGAGGCGCACAUCAAGAGUCACUCGGAGAGUGCGCAGCAUCCGCCUCAGCCGCCGACGCCGCCCGCCUCCAACCCGUCGAGCGAGUCGUCGUGCUCGAGCACGAUCAGCGACAAGGAGAACCUGAAGAUGGGCGCCGCGACGCUGGAAGAAACGCGCGACGUCAACUAUUACGUUUACUCGCGGGGCGGUAUUUCGCCCACUUACCUUCAGACAAAUUACCCGAUUUCGUCGGCGGGGGUGGAGCUGUUGGCAGCGGCGGCGACGGCGCGCGAAUCCGUCGAAAUGUACGGCCCCAACAACCAGGACCUGGUGUUCAGCUUCGUGAAGACGACGCCGCAGGCGCUCGGCUACUUUCCCGCGCCGCACUGCGAUCCGCCGCUAUCCGCCGGAGACGAUAUCAGGAAACGCGUCGAAGAGGCUUUGGUGCUGGAAAACUACCCGGAAGAGGGCGCCAGGGUCGUGACGCCGCCGUUUUCGAAUCCCGCAUCGCCGUCGGCUUCGCCGCCCGCGUCUCCCGACCCGGAACUCAGCCUUCCGCCGAGGAAGCGGUCGAGGAUGAUCCAGAAAUCGAUGGAAGAGAGUUUAGACUUGUCCCCCGUGCGGUACAGCGUGAUUCAGUAUGCGCGUGCGUCGUAGAUGUUUAUUUUGCUCGUUCGGUGUAUUUCUGUCGUACUAUUUUUUUUUCUUCUGUGAUAAGAUUUUUGCGUCAACGUUUACCUCAUGGCAGUGCCUGCGUCUUUGCAAUACGUUGCGUUUGUGUGUGUUACAUAUUAUAUAACUAUUUGACUGCUAGCGUGCGAGUAUGCCUCAUUAUUAUUAUAACUAACCAAACCCGCGCCCACACGGCGUUUGGUGUAAUUUAGUGAAUAACUUUUGGUAUCAAAAAAAUAUUAAGUCCGCAAUCAAAGUAGGAUAAUCAAAGGGAACGCGAAAACUUCUGUUACGUUUUCUUCCAUCGAGGAUACGAUUUGCGUUUUCGCGAAGAUUUUGUUGUCCACCUAAAUUUAAUGUUGAAAAAUUAAAUUGCUAAUAAUGUACCGUAUAUCUAAGUCUGAACCGUUGCGGUUUUUUGAACAGCUGUCGUAUUCCUUAAAUAAUGUCGUCGUUGUACACUUAUCUUGGUAUAACUUAAACGGAGAAAACAAUAUAUCGUCUUAUAAAAAGAGUGUUUUUU